Molecule: messenger RNA, 1191 nt
Organism: Procambarus clarkii (red swamp crayfish)
Lineage: Eukaryota; Metazoa; Arthropoda; Malacostraca; Decapoda; Cambaridae
Product: mucin-2-like
Source: RefSeq, a predicted model, not a curated record
AUGACCAGGUGGGGAUAUACACCAGCAGCACUACCACUUAACAACCACUCCUUACAUCCCACACCUACUUCAACCAUCCAACACCAACUUCAACCAUCCAACACCUACUUCAACCAUCCAACACCAACUUCAACCAUCCAACACCUACUUCAACCAUCCCACACCAACUUCAACCAUCCCACACCUACUUCAACCAUCCCACACCUACUUCAACCAUCCAACACCUACUUCAACCAUCCAACACCAACUUCAACCAUCCAACACCAACUUCAACCAUCCAACACCAACUUCAACCAUCCCACAUCUACUUCAACCAUCCCACACCUACUUCAACCAUCCCACACCUACUUCAACCAUCCAACACCAACUUCAACCAUCCCACACCAACUUCAACCAUCCAACACCAACUUCAUCCAUCCAACACCUACUUCAACCAUCCCACACCAACUUCAACCAUCCCACACCUACUUCAACCAUCCCACACCUACUUCAACCAUCCCACACCUACUUCAACCAUCCCACACCUACUUCAACCAUCCCACACCUACUUCAACCAUCCAACACCAACUUCAACCAUCCCACACCAACUUCAACCAUCCAACACCAACUUCAACCAUCCAACACCUACUUCAACCAUCCAACACCAACUUCAACCAUCCCACACCUACUUCAACCAUCCAACACCAACUUCAACCAGCCAACACCAACUUCAACCAUCCAACACCAACUUCAACCAGCCAACACCAACUUCAACCAUCCAACACCAACUUCAACCAUCCAACACCUACUUCAACCAUCCAACACCAACUUCAACCAUCCCACACCUACUUCAACCAUCCAACACCAACUUCAACCAGCCAACACCAACUUCAACCAUCCAACACCAACUUCAACCAGCCAACACCAACUUCAACCAUCCAACACCAACUUCAACCAUCCAACACCUACUUCAACCAUCCAACACCAACUUCAACCAUCCCACACCAACUUCAACCAUCCAACACCUACUUCAACCAUCCCACACCAACUUCAACCAGCCAACACCUACUUCAACCAUCCAACACCAACUUCAACCAUCCAACACCAACUUCAACCAAGCAACAACCACCCAACUCUCGCCUUCGCCCAAAUUAUUCCGUAUUUUAUGGUAAACAGCCAAGCGCUCACAUCUUACAUUCAUCUCGGGUUUAA